GGUAAAGCGAGAACAUCAACAAUCGUCACCGUGAUCAUAUCAAUUGAACUGAUAGCUCGCACGUAGAAUAGGUCUCAACAGCAAGUAGUAUAAGAGCAAAGUCCAACGAGGACACAUGGACAAUGUCGAGAGAAGCUGUGUUGUGUGUAUGUGUGGGUGUGCGAGGCUCACAACCAACCAGUGGCAUACAGUUUAUGCUUCAGGCCAACACGCAUCACAACGAUACACCCAAAGCCCAGACAAGAAUCAAAGCAUUGUCCCAAUCACUCAAUCAAUUACACCACAAUACACAAAACCACUAUCUCUUAUCAAUUCUGAGCCAUCAAAAAGCGUCAGAAGCAAAAACCCUCGCCUCAAACGACAAUUGGCGGAAAACCCAUCCUCGCCUCGCCUGGCUUAGCCUUGGCCCCAAUAAUUGUCUUGUCAGUCUUUCGUCCAGAAACCGCAAGUUGAUAACAGCCUGCCUAGCGCAGCCGCUUUUCCGUGUAGCCUCGUAAACAGUAAACAGUAAACACUCGUACCCGUACUCACUACCGUAACUGUAACAAUAACAGCAGUAAACUAAUAUCGACAGAAUAAUUGGGGA
This is a messenger RNA of Aspergillus ruber CBS 135680, 586 nucleotides long. RefSeq lists its product as uncharacterized. The transcript has a single exon. NCBI's taxonomy places the organism in Eukaryota, Fungi, Ascomycota, Eurotiomycetes, Eurotiales, Aspergillaceae. The record is from RefSeq and is a predicted model, not a curated record. The coding region runs from base 123 to 497 and encodes 124 amino acids.